AUGCGAUUCGACAUUCUUGCAAUCUUCCCUCUGGCUGCCAGUGCGGUCAACAUCAUCUCAUCGAAUGAUGAUGGCUGGGCGGAAGCGAAUAUCCGCGCUCUCUUCGAGUCCCUGGAAGCGGCAGAUCAUUCAGUUGUGGUAUCUGCGCCCGCUGAGAAUCAGAGCGGAAAGGGAUCAAAGGAAGGAGAGCCGACUGUCUUGACUGAGGCAUGCGAGUUCAAUAGCUGCCCGUCUGGUAGCCCUGCUGUGGGCUUUAAUGCCUCCACGCCCCGACUGGGGUAUGUCAAUAGCUACCCAGUGACUUCCAUUCAAUACGGCAUCGAUACGCGCGGCCCGGAAUUCUUCGACGGCCCUCCAGACCUGGCCGUCACAGGUCCCAAUGUCGGCAGUAACAUUGGCCUCACAGCGUUCAUCUCCGGAACCGUGGGCGCCGCCACUUACGCUGCGAAGAAUGGCAUUCCUGCGAUCGCCUUCUCAGGUGCGAGUGGCUCCCCCACUUCCUGGGAUAGCGAGCGGCCCCACUACAGUGAUGUUUAUGCCGACUUGGCCACCAACUUGACAAACCAGGUCAUUGCGGCUGGCAAGCCCUACCUACCCGAGGAUAUUUGGCUGAACGUCAAUUUCGGACGGGUUACUGACGAAUGUGCAAAUGCGGCCGAUUUCUCUUUCGUUCUCUCCCGCAUCAAUGUUCCAGUUCCACUUGUGUCCGGCGAUGACGUGAGCACGUGCGGCCGUUCCAGAUUGCCAAACGAAUUAGAAGUGUCGCUAGCGUCUGGGUGCUAUGCAAGUGUCUCAGUUGGGGCUGCAGCCUCGAAGAGGGAUGCCGACGCGGAGACCCAGGGGGCUGUUUUGAAGAAGCUUAGCAAUUUGCUGACUUGUCUACCGUGA
Messenger RNA from Penicillium digitatum Pd1, 888 nucleotides. RefSeq names its product 5'/3'-nucleotidase SurE. Gene Ontology annotation, molecular function: nucleotidase activity. NCBI's taxonomy places the organism in Eukaryota, Fungi, Ascomycota, Eurotiomycetes, Eurotiales, Aspergillaceae. The record is from RefSeq and is a predicted model, not a curated record.